CGGCGUUUUAUCCGUUUGAUGCAUUCCAUGUUCCUACUUGAUGUAUAAUGCCAGAUUAUUCAGAUAUCUUAAGUGGCGAAUGCACAGACCACAUUCUGUCGGAAUUCCGACCUCCAUCUCUUAACACCGACACUGCAACACCGACUGCAACAUGAAGCGAAAGCAACAGCGUCCACCGCGGAAGAAGGCUUGUACGAGCUGCACCAGAUCAAAGGUCCGAUGUAAUCUUGAGCGGCCUGUCUGCGCCCGGUGCAACUCGCUCGGUCGGGUCUGCGAGUACACCACCCCGAUACCACAGCCGGACAGUUUUAUUGCUUCUAUAUCCAGUCCACCGGGAGAUCCCAGUCUGCAUGCUGAAUCAUAUACCCUAAUUAGCCCUGAAACUGGAACUGGAACUGCACUACCAACUCCAAGCCGACAAGAACGGGAUAAUGAGCCUGAACUCGACUUUACAGCCACAGACCUCGUCCCGAAUCAUGCAGCAGACGAGAUCCGCGACCGCUGGCUUCGACCGUACAUUCUCCCGCCGCUGGGAGAGGAGGUGCCUAAGCUGUAUCAUCCGUUCACCUUGCAGUAUAUCUCCCGAGUCCUGAGCAGUUACCCCCGUCGCAUGGUCCGAGACGGUGAUAUCCCGCCGAUAAUCCACCACACCCAAGCCUUGGAGAGGACACCUCUUGCACUGGCGAACUGCUUCACGCUCGUCCGGAUGUGGAUGCAAGCUGCACCAGGCAGCGAGGCGAUAGUUGUACAGACGGUGCAGAAAGAGAUGGACCGGUUAGCGUCUGAGGACCCUAACCUCCCUGAUAUAACCCACUUAUCCACCUUCCAAGCCUACCUCAUCUACUCCCUGCUGCUCUACUUCUCCCCAGGACAAGGUCUAGUAACAGACAAGACCAUGAUAACACUCAUGGAACUGGCUUUCCGCACAGCCCGGCACGGCCUCCUCUCCAGCUCGGAGCUAUCCCGCUCAAGACCAACCUGGGAGUCCUGGAUCGUGGCAUCUACAAAGCGCCGUGCCAUAUACGUCAUGUACCUCUUCAGCAGCUUGUACAAUGCCGAGCACUCGCUUCCGAAUUUCGUGGCGGAGGAGCUGCGCGGUGUUCUGUUGCCUGAGGGUCGGGGGGUUUGGGAGGCGCGGUCUCGUGAAUCCUGGGAUAGAGAGUAUGAUAAGUAUUUACAUGAGUGGGAGGAUGGGAUGAUGGAGAUUUCGGAGCUGUGGAGGUCGGGGGAGACGGGGUCGAGGGCGCGAAGAGACAGGGUUGAGCGGUGGGUGGGCAGUGUCGAUGAGUUUGGGAUGUUUCUGUUUAGUGUUUGUGUGCAUUUGCAUGGAUGUUAAAUCAACAUAAAUCAAACAAAUAGCCAUAGGACAUGAUGUAUUUGGUUGAUAUAAUUGUGGGUAUUGAGUGUCGGAACUCCGACUCGCCCCGCCGCAUAUAAAUUAUAAGUUAAGCACAGCC
Messenger RNA from Aspergillus versicolor CBS 583.65, 1457 nucleotides. RefSeq names its product Zn(II)2Cys6 transcription factor domain-containing protein. The transcript is spliced from 2 exons. The coding region runs from base 152 to 1336 and encodes 394 amino acids. Gene Ontology annotation, molecular function: DNA-binding transcription factor activity, RNA polymerase II-specific; zinc ion binding; DNA binding. The record is from RefSeq and is a predicted model, not a curated record. NCBI's taxonomy places the organism in Eukaryota, Fungi, Ascomycota, Eurotiomycetes, Eurotiales, Aspergillaceae. Gene Ontology annotation, biological process: DNA-templated transcription; regulation of DNA-templated transcription.